AUCUCUACAUUAGGUUUAUUUGGCGUUGAAAGUGCGACGGUCGCACCCCCGCCGCCAGGAUCGACUUGGUUUGAUCCGAUGUGGCGUAAAGUUUCCUUCCGCGUUGAGCACAGUGUGAGCGUGACACAACGAGGGGAGGCGAAGGUAGAGUCUUAACACAGCGGACAUGGACGCAGAGACCACCACCAACACAGAGCCCAUGGCAGAGGAAGAGGAGCCUCUUUUCAGCAACCUGGACCUCUUCCUCUUCUCACUGAUUGUCGGCCUCGUCAUUUAUUGGUUCAUGUCCCGUAAGAAGCCUGAGCCCAUCCCAGAAUUCAAGAAGCUUGACACACCAGCACCCACCACAAGAGAGACUAGUUUUAUCGAGAAAAUGAAGAAAACGGGCAAGAACAUCAUUGUGUUCUACGGCUCCCAGACGGGCACAGCUGAGGAAUUUGCCAACAGACUGUCCAAAGACGCUCAGCGGUAUGGCAUGAAAGGAAUGGCUGCUGAUCCAGAGGAGUAUGACAUGGGGGAAAUGGCCCGUCUGUCUGAGAUUGAAAACUCCCUUGCCAUCUUUUGCAUGGCCACCUACGGCGAAGGAGACCCGACAGAUAAUGCACAGGACAUGUAUGACUGGCUGCAGGAAAAUGAUGAUGAAGACCUCUCUGGACUAAACUACACUGUAUUCGCUUUGGGCAACAAGACAUAUGAACACUAUAAUGCAAUGGGAAAAUAUGUUGAUAAAAGGCUGGAAGAACUUGGCGCCAAGCGCAUCUUUGACCUCGGUUUAGGAGAUGACGACGGCAACCUUGAAGAGGACUUCAUCUCAUGGAGAGAGCAGUUCUGGCCGGCUGUCUGUGAGCACUUUGGAGUGGAAGCCUUAGGAGAUGAUUCAAGUAUACGGCAGUACGAGCUGAAGGAGCACACUGACAUCAACAUGAACAAAGUGUACAGCGGGGAGAUCGGCCGCCUCAAGAGUUUCGAGGUCCAAAAGCCACCCUUUGAUUCGAAAAACCCUUUCCUGGCUCCAGUCACGCUCAACCGCAAACUUAACAAAAGUGGUGAUAGACAUCUCAUGCACUUGGAACUGGACAUAACAGGGUCUAAAAUCAGAUAUGAGUCAGGAGACCAUGUCGCUGUUUUCCCCACAAACGACUCUGCUCUGGUGAACAAGCUGGGACAAAUCCUUGGAGUGGACCUUGAUGUGGUUAUCUCUCUCAACAACCUUGACGAGGAGUCCAACAAGAAGCACCCAUUCCCUUGCCCCACCACGUACCGCACUGCCCUCACUCACUACUUGGACAUCACACACCCUCCUCGCACCAACGUCCUCUAUGAGCUGGCACAGUACGCCUCUGACCCCAAAGACCAAGAGAAUAUGCGCAAGAUGGCCUCUUCAUCACCCGAGGGCAAGGCACUCUACCAGAAUUGGGUGUUGGACGCCAGUAGAAACAUCCUUGCCAUCCUGGAAGACAUGCCCUCUUUGAAGCCUCCCAUUGACCACCUGUGUGAGCUGCUGCCUCGUCUCCAGGCUCGCUAUUACUCCAUCGCCUCCUCCUCAAAGGUUCACCCCAACAGCAUCCACAUCUGUGCUGUCGUGGUCGAGUACCAAACCAAGACUGGUCGCACCAACAAAGGAGUAGCCACCAACUGGUUGAAGAACAAACUGGUCACAGACAAUGGCCACAAGUCUACCGUUCCCAUGUACAUCCGCAAGUCUCAGUUCCGCCUGCCCUUCAAAGCCACCAACCCAGUGAUCAUGAUCGGCCCUGGGACAGGAAUCGCUCCCUUCAUGGGCUUCAUCCAGGAGAGAGGCUGGCUCAAAGAGCAAGGAAAGGAGGUUGGAGAGACAGUGAUGUAUUUUGGCUGCAGGCACAAGAACGAGGAUUACAUCUACCAGGAGGAGCUGGAGGAAGCAGAGAAGAAUCAAGUUCUAACACAGCUUAAUGUCGCCUUCUCCAGAGACCAGGAACAGAAGGUGUACGUGCAGCAUAUCCUAAAGAAGAAUAAGGAGAAUGUCUGGAAGCUGAUUCACUCAGAAAACGCUCAUAUCUAUGUCUGCGGGGAUGCAAGAAACAUGGCUAAAGACGUGCAGACUGCCCUCUACGAGAUAGCAGAAGAGCUGGGAAGCAUGACGCGCACCCAGGCCACAGAUUACAUCAAGAAACUGAUGACCAAGGGACGCUACUCGCAAGAUGUCUGGAGUUAAAGACCGUCAGCCUCGACCUCAGUCUCAGUGCUCGUGUGGUGGUUUUAAAUUUUCUAUUUUUACUGUAUGUCUUGUUUUGUCAGGACUGAAUAUAAAAACGUCAAACAUGUGCUCAUCGCCCUGGUUCAUGAGAGCUACAGGUAGCAUAAUAUCAUGAGGCAAACCCUACCUCAGCAGGUUUUGUUCAUAAACACAUUCAGUAAUUUUCUAUGAAUACUGCAUAUAUCUGCACCACCAGCUUGUGUCUGCUGGGGGUCCUCAGAUGAGCCACAACAGUUGCCCCAUCUGGUUUAUAGAGACCUAUAGAGUCUCUGAUACAAUGAAUCAUUUGUGUAAUUUGCUGUUAGACUGCAGCUCCGGGUGCUCGGGCAUUUGUUUUGAAGUUCCUCAACCGAUUAUAAAACAGGUUUGCCAAGAGUCAUCUUCAUUUCAUAUUGAUUAGAUGAUAUUAACAAUUUGAUCAGCUUAUUUGGGCAGCUUCAAACUGCUGAAAGCUCGGAGUAUAAAAUCCAUCUGUUUUGGGAGUCACUGCGCCCGACCUCUGGAUGUACACACAGAAUAUAAUCCACUGUGAAUAUGAAGAAUUGUAUUGAAAAUUCAUGAAGCCUGUCAGUUUCAUCUUGAGAUGUUCGUAACUUCCUUUGUAAUUGAUUAAUGGUUUGUAGAUGAAGAUUACAGCAGGCAAUGUUGCAUCAUAUGUGAAGUGAGUCUGAGGAACGUCAUUUGCUCUUGUUGCAGGGUGAACACUUGGUUGUGGUGGUGCUUUUGGAAGUGCUUUAAAAACAUUACAUGUUUACUAAAACAUUGAAACACUUCUGUGUGGAAAAUAGUUGGCGUCAUUGGUACAGAUUACCUUUGUAUUUUGACAAGGGAUUUUAUGCCUCGUAUGCAUAAGUUUCUGUUCAUCUUAAUCAGUAACCUUUUCAGAGGCACAAGAAGUGAUGCAAAAGGGGAAAACCUGACAUUGUGUGCAUUUGUACCUCCUAUAAAUGUCUGUCUUUAAACAUGAUCAUGAAACAUGAAAAUGAAAUUGUAGCUAUAUCUGUAAAAUGUUAAAACAUUUGCAAUGUUGGCCUUGAAACUAGAUCUGCCCUCCCACAUGGUGGUUGUUUAUUUUGUAUAUGCAUCUAACAGCAGAGGAUAAUGAAUUCUGGUUUGUUAUGCGGUAGUUACACUCAGAUGUAGACAACCACCUCUGUUUGAUUUUUAUCUUUUAUGUUUUGUUAUUUUAUUCACCACUACAUGGAGAAGAUGUCCGGACGUGUCAAAACAAUUUGUGUGUCUGUCAGCAUUCAUCAGCCAGUGAUCAUCUCAGUAUUUCUGUGUGAAUAUGGGGAGUUAUGAGGAGGUCAGUCAAACAAUUAAAGUGCAGCCUGUGCCUUUUAACACUGCCUUAUGUAUUAAGUUAACAUUUAAACCCUGACUCUAACCGUUUCUUUCUUCCAUGCAUAUAUUUUGAUAGAAAGUCACUUUACCCAGUACUGUCACUUUUUUGUCAUUCCAUUUUAUGAUGUAAUUAUUUGGUUUUAUCAGGCAUGUAUUUUUUAAUGAAUAAAAUUUGAAUAAUUA
Molecule: messenger RNA, 3763 nt
Organism: Acanthopagrus latus (yellowfin seabream)
Lineage: Eukaryota; Metazoa; Chordata; Actinopteri; Spariformes; Sparidae
Gene: porb
Product: P450 (cytochrome) oxidoreductase b
Exons: 16
Coding region: 167-2194 (675 amino acids)
Biological process (GO): response to hormone
Cellular component (GO): cytosol
Molecular function (GO): flavin adenine dinucleotide binding; FMN binding; NADPH-hemoprotein reductase activity
Source: RefSeq, a predicted model, not a curated record